Messenger RNA from Chaetomium strumarium, 2743 nucleotides. RefSeq names its product peptidase S8/S53 domain-containing protein. The transcript is spliced from 4 exons. NCBI's taxonomy places the organism in Eukaryota, Fungi, Ascomycota, Sordariomycetes, Sordariales, Chaetomiaceae. Gene Ontology annotation, molecular function: serine-type endopeptidase activity. The coding region runs from base 217 to 2655 and encodes 812 amino acids. Gene Ontology annotation, biological process: proteolysis. The record is from RefSeq and is a predicted model, not a curated record.
AGUAGCAGUAAGCCAACGACAAGUGCCGCCCCUCCAACCACACCCACGACUACUAGGAUCACGACUACCCCGAAGCCAAGCUCUUCCCCUAGCACGACCGAGCCGCCAAAGCCGACUACGGUGGCCUCUGUUUCCCCGUUCCAAAGCCCAACCUGCAUCCAAGAUUUCACUGACGCCAGGGUGCUGGUCAAUGGCACGAGCACCGAUCUGAGUUCGAUGGGCAUGACGGUGGAGAAGUGCAUUCAGCUCGCCCAGGGAUGGCAAUAUGCCGGUGUCGAGUACGGCGGCGAGUGCUGGUGGGGGGAUAGCCCCGUCAACCCGCAAGGGGCAAACGCGGGGGAUUGCAGCCAACCUUGUGCCGGCGACGCCGGCGAGCUCUGCGGCAACGGCAACCGUAUGAUCAUGUACCGAGACACGACUUGGGUGGUUCCCACCCGGCCAGACCUGGGCAGCCAGGUGCAGGAAUACUUGGGCGUAUUGGCCGAGCUGCAGCAGGCGAUACAGACGUGGAACGACCUCAUCCAGCAGGCGAUCGCGCAGCAGAACAGCGGCAGUGCCCGGGUGCGCCGCGCCGACAUUCUGACCCAGAUUGCCGAUGCCCGGGAGGCCAUCAUACGCCUCCAGGCAAGGUGGCAGCAGCUCACGGCCGCCAUCACACGGCACUUCAAGACAGGGGACAACUACCGGCUUUUGGAAGACAUCGAGAUGCAGGAUCUCGCCCAGGUAUACCCCCCCGUGGAGGAGCAGCUGGUGGCGAUUGCCUCGGAUGCUGCCGUAGUUGCCAACGUGGGGCUCAGCGCGGCCGCCAUCAUCGCACAGAAGGCUAUCACUACGCUUGGGAAGCCCAGAGUCAUCAGGGGCGGGAUCGUGGUCGUGGCAGCGACCGGCAUCUUCAAGAUCGGAUUCAGCCUCCUGGACAGCCUCGUCGGCGGCGAGGGGAACACGCCGCAGCCCUCCCAGUCCCUGCCGCCAACCAUGCCGCCGACGUCAACGUCAUCGGCGACCAGAACGUCCACUUCUCGGACCUCGUCGAGCACGUGCACCUACACGGAAGGGCCCACGCCCGUCAUCGUGGUCACCAAGAAGGGCACCACGCUCUCGCAGUUCCAGGAGCUGGUCAGCAGUCUCCCCGUCGACAAGGAGAGCGAGACGCUGACCGACUCGUACCUGCCGAACUGGGCCUACAUCGGCGAGAUGGACCGCUGCACGGCCGAGACGCUGUGGGACAAUCCGAUCGUGGAGGCCAUGACGCUCAACCGGCCCAUUGUGAUAUUCGAGAGCAACGACGUCGACCCGAACACCAUCAACCCCAAUGCCCCGCUGGCAAAGCGCGUUGUCGUGUCCAAGACGGACUACAACAACAGUACGGCCGACGCCCACCGACGACGGAGCCGCGGCUCGGAAGCCCCGCUGUCUGGACGCACCCUGGCCGGCGAUAAGCGCUAUGUCUACCAGUCCGGGAGCGGGACGCACGUCCGCUGGAUAGCGGGCCAGUCGCGGCAGAGGAGGAACCUCGGGCAGUUCUACGACUUCGAGGAGUACCUCUACGACGACAGGUCUCUGAAGCCGUCUGCGCCGCCUCGGAUCUACGUCGUCGACACCGCGUUCCUCACCACCCACCAGGACAUCUCGAGCCGGGUGAGGUCCGUGAUCGCCGUGAGCGGGAAUGCCGGUGAUGUGGACAGCAGCCACGGAACAUGCAUGACAUCCAUCGCGGCCGGGGACUGGACGGGCGUAUACAAGGACGCCGAUAUCGUCCUGGUCCAGGCCCGCUUCAACCAGGGCCAGCCCGCUGCAGCCGUCGACACCGUCAUCAAAGCGUUCGGUGCCAUCCUGCGAGACGUACAGGAGCUGGGACUGGGCGGGCAGGCUGUGAUCAGCAUGUCGUUUGGUGCCCCGGCCCGCUACCUCUGGUACGACGACGCCGAGCCCGCCUUCCAAGUGCACAACACGGACGCGAUCGGCGUGUACCUGCACGCGCUGUUCGAGCUGGGCGUCGCGGCGGCCGCGUCGGCAGGCAACCUGGCCAACAACGCGGACGCGGCCGACUUCGCGCGUCUCGAGGCGCACACGCCCCGCCGCAACGGCGGCGCCGACUCGCCCCUCGUCGUGGUCGGCAACGCCGACGAAUCCGGGAACCGCUACGUCACGUCUAACCACGUCGACACCCACGCCAGGGGCAUCCUGACCCUCUACGCCCCCGGCGUCGACGUCCUCUGCGCUGUCAAGACCGCCACCAACGCCUGGGGCAAGGAACCGCCCGGCACGUCGCAGGCCACGGCCGCCACGGCGGGGCUGAUGGCGUAUUUCCUGAGUGAUCCGGCCCUGAGAGCGCAGUUUACCGCUGGCGGGGUGGGGAAUAUGCCCAUGCGGCUGAAGCAGUACCUUAUCGACGUGUCGACGCAGCAGAAGGGCAUUGGUGGGUGGGGGGAUCAGUUCACGGAUACUCUUCCGCGGCUGUCGAGCGGGGAGAAUGUCGAGUGUGGUGGUGGUGGUGGUGGCGGGAGCGUGGUGCAGGGCGCGCCGCCCGUGCCGGGUUACGUGAGCCCGCCGGAGACGGCGUUUGGGAGGGCGCUGACGACGGUGCCGGUAUCGAGCGGGCUGACUGUGGUUUUGCCUGAGGCUUUGAGGCCGCUGUGUUAUAACCGUCAAUAAGAGCGAUAGGAGGCUGGUUCGAGUUUAUCGAAGAUCAAGCUAUAUCCGGUACAAGUAAUCUACCAUGUUAGUCUGUCUGGACGGAGCU